Messenger RNA from Rhagoletis pomonella (apple maggot), 4861 nucleotides. RefSeq lists its product as uncharacterized. The record is from RefSeq and is a predicted model, not a curated record. Lineage: Eukaryota; Metazoa; Arthropoda; Insecta; Diptera; Tephritidae.
ACUACAACUAAAGCGGUGGCGCUAACCACGACAAGGCAGCCGACACAAACACAUACAGCGCGUCGUCUGCCGCGCGGCUCUAAAGAAAAUACCGCCGCGGCACCUACUACGGCUUGGCUGGCGCGCACUGCUGAUAGAAGAAGCACAACGACGAAUGUGCGCCAAAAUCGUAGCUAUUUGAGCGCCGCUGCAGCACAAAACUCUCAAACGAGCGGUGCGGAUGCGGUGGUAGCGAACACCGCCGAUAGGAGUGCUGUUACGAUCAAAAUCAACAAACAAAUUGACAACAGCCAAAUAAAGCGCGUGACACAAUACAAUAACAAAAACAAUAGCAAUAGCAGCGCAGAUAAAAACAAUAAAUACAACAACGACAAUCAACAAAAUGCCACCAUCAAAGCAGCGCGCACGAGCGCAACCGUUAAGGCAGCACGAAUAUCGGCAAUGCCGCCAUCAACAGCUUCAUUGUCGCCAUCUGUGACGUCUGCAACGGUGGCUACGCUGAACACUCAUCGUCACGAUGGCGUUUCGCGUCAAGCGUCAUCAAUAGUUUCCGCGCCAAACGAUGCGGUGACGAAUCAACACAAUCAACCACUCCUGCAGCGCCAGUCAAAACAAAUCGCCACCUUUGCGGUGCAAAGUAACGUACAACGCGCGACGCCAGCACAGAAGCAGCAGACAGACAACAAUGGCGGCGGCGGUGGCGGUGGCGUCGGCGAUGUCGGAAAGGCGAAUUCAACGCGUCUGCCACAAACACCAAAAACGCCGCGCAUGAUACAUCGACUCGUAGCGGGUCACAUACAAAACUCCGAGGGCCGUUCGACAUUUCAAGUCUCCGCCGUCACAGCCAACAGCACUAUCUCUAAUUCAACAACAACCCACAAGCCUACAUAUCAAUAUGUACGCUCCAAGGGGGGACAAUUAACUAUGAGCAGUACCUAUCGUUUGGCUAAGGUGAGCACCACUCCUGCAGCAACAACAAAUACAGCAACGACCACAACUGCAAAGCCUUUUUACUUGAGAAGAGAUCACGAUGACGAUGAGGCGCUACUGGAAGAUGCGGAAGAAUUCGAUAAUUGGGAUAAUGGUAUCUUGCGACUCAGCGCCGGCUCUGGAAAGGAGAACACAGUCAAAUCGAAGAAGAACAAAGAUGAAUCGAAGAAAACACUUUCCGAUCAAGUGCGUGACGGCAAGUAUGGUUUGAUUGAAAAAGAGCUAUUUCGUCGUCCACCUAAACGGCCUGGUGUAAUCAGUUACUUGCCGAAUAAGGAGACGCCCAUAGAUAAUGAACGCACCUUUGGUGGCCUCAAUGAAGAGGACAUCUGGUUGGCUGAAGAUCAUUUGCUUGUGAUCAAGGGUGGUAAUCUCAAUGAGGGCGAACCGGAUGAACCGUGGCCGCCCAUCGAUGAUUACGAUGCGCCCGGUAGGCAAAUCAAAUUGCCACCGAAUCCGAAAGUGCCGCCACCAUUUCCUGUCCAGCUCGAAGAGAAUGGCCCGCUACAGUUUAUCGGAAAUAAUAAAUUCACGGUCGUCUAUCCGGUCGCUAACGAAUCGAUACCAGUUUAUCCCGCCGGCCCGGAAGCCAACUACGCAUCGUCCGAAGGUGAUAGUGACAACGAGAAGAAUCUUCUUACCCGGCCGGGAUCGUCUCAAGAUGCUGCACAAGGCGACCCGGGUUACCUCUACCCGGCGCCCUACCCGCCGUGGCUCUAUCACAACCAAACGUUUGUCAAUCCGUUCCUGAGCAAUGCGCGGCCCAUCACAUUCCCCAAUUUGGGUCCUUUCCCACUUGGACGUAACGGUUCGUUGGAGAACUCGAAUGGCACUGACUACUUCGACGAAGAUGAUCCAUCCUUGUAUUACCCACCUGCAUACACUUUUGUUUACAAGAGUAAUUACAGCAACCCGGUGCCGCCGGGACCACUUGUGCCGGGUAUUGUGUUGCCACCGCCUGCUAAUCAAUUCAGCCGUCUGGAAAAGUCAGACAAAGUACAUACAACGAAUGCGCCUCCACCACCCAGGCAUCGUGGUUAUGGUACGCCUUCUACAAGUACUUCAAGCACAACAACUACCACCCCCACCACCACUUCAACAACAACAACAACCACCUCGACAACAACUCAGGCGCCAUAUCGACCGCAAGUCAUCACGAAAAUACAUCAAUAUUCGCCAAAAACAAUUAUCAUUACACCAGAGCCGCCGCAUGUGGUGCCACCGAGCAAGCUGCCACCUCCACCGGCACCUUCCCCAACCGCAGCUCCACCCGAGGUCAUCCAAUCCAUACCCGUGCCAGUUGCUGUGCACAUACCCAUCUUUCCCUCCAACAAAUAUCCACAGCCGCGACCAAAUGCCAUCGCUUUUGAAGGUACAACGCCACGCAACAACCAGGACACACUUUCGAAAUCCAAUCCUAUUUACUACGAAUACUUUGAGGCUAAACGUCAACCUGGUGGUGUUACUACGAAUGUUAUUGACGAUUUCCUCGCCACAACAGAGAAGCCUGUGCGGGCUAAGCCGAUAAAGCUGUAUGCGACCAGUAAGCGACCAUUCAAAUCCCAGCCGCAGAACCAACGUAACUACUUGCCACCACAGCUGCAGCCACAACGACAAUACUUGCCACAAAAUGUGGUUUACAUCACACCCAAACCGGAGGCGGUGCGCUAUAAACGACCACCACCGCCGCCGCCGCCUGUAGAAGGGCCAGUCUACAAGCCACGCCCACUGGAGAAUUUCGAACAAGAGGUGAAUGCGAUACGCGAAACGCUGCGCUACUACCAGAAUCAACAAUUGCGUGACAACAGUAUACCGCGCACACCCAAAGCCAAGCCAAUAUACGAGUUCAGUUUCGACGCAUCCAAAAACUUGGAACCAGCUCAACCAACGCAGAACGCGGGUGACUUUCAACCGCCAGCAGAAUAUGACGAAGCGCCCUUCAAGCCAAUGGUCACCUACAGUCCACCAGUGGAUGAUGAGAAUUCAUUCCAUGCAAUUGACGUAGAGAAGUCGAAUGCAAACCGUCAGCAAGAGGAGCCAUAUCCACAAAAACAGCAACAGCGUUAUCACUCAACCACCACGCUAGUGCCGGUGCAACCCGAUACGCCAUAUCAGCAGCAGCAAUCACCGCCAGUUGGGCAAGGUCGUCCGAAAAAACUACGUGUAGGUGCAAAGUAUUUACAACAAACGCCUGUGGCACCUGAAUAUCGCUCGGCUGACCAGGAGCUGCCACAAUAUCCGAGCACACCGCGCACGCAUAUCGCUACCCAAACGCCAUGGGUCUCGAUAAACCAACAGCAAGAGUUGAGUGAAUACGCUCCACCACCGGCGCCGCAACAGCCGCCACCUCAAUAUCAACGUAUAGAGCGUCCGCCGCCGGGCAUUUCACCCAAGCAGCGUGGAUUCAGCGGCUACUACUAUGGCGGCCCAACGCUGCAUGCGCGUCAAAAUAAUCGUUUCUAUGAAGAACCGUUCCAGCAAAUAAAUGCGCGACGCAUAGUCAAUUAUCGGCAACCACCACCACCAUCGCCGCCACAGUCCAACUACCAGCAACAACAACAACAGCAGCAACAGCCACCGCAAACCGUUUGGAGUUUAGAGAAUGACACUUACGUAAACUACGCACCAAAUCGGCCACCACUCAAUCCCGACGCCGAGUUUAUUAAUCCCUACCAGCCGGCUUUGCCGCUAAACCCCUACGCCGCGCAACUACAGCGUUAUAACGCGCCGCAACCGCAGCCGCCACCGCUUUCCCACCAAUCGCAGUACUACGCGCCACAACAACAAUUAGCGCCGCAACGUCAAUAUCAACCACAACAAAUACCAUUGCAUCGUGAUAUACUCGUGAACUACCGGCAACCGUUGCCACCCAUCAAUCCGGACAGUGAAUAUAUUUCGCAUCCGCAGGUGGUGCGACCGCAGGUCUAUUCGCCCAUCUAUCGGCCGAACGCCUACCAACGUUUGCCGCCACAAUUGCCACAGCUAACCGUGACAGGCGAGCAGGAUGGGCUCUACUACAUAGCACCGAAAUAUAGGCGAUCUAACAAUGACAAUGACAACGGUAGCAACAGCAGCAAUAAAAAUAGUAAUGACGAUAUUAGUGAUGGCAGUCAAAGUAAUGACGGCGACAGUGACAGUGACAGUGACAGUGACAGUAAAACGAAUGCAAACACAAAUGCUUCAGCGCGUGAUGGCAGUAACAGCAGUAAUGGCAAGAAAUAAGGCGAGCACGUUGCAGGGAAAAAAGUAAUAAAUAUCGUAGGCGGCAGACUAGCCAGACGCGUGGUUGUGAAAGGGUGGUUGUGCCUCACUGAGAGCUUUGUCUGAUUGAGUGCUGGUGAAUUUGAUGAGGAUUAUCGUUUUUGGGCAGUCGCACCUCUUUAAUAGGCAUGGUAAACAUACGUAUGUAUGUAUGUGUGUAUGCAUCUAUGCUUGGCCGCCUACCUUCUUGCCGAGUGGUCAUUAGUGUUAUUUAUGUAAGUAAAUUGUAUCAACAGCAGUAAGGCCAUGGCAGUUAAGUAGUUUACGGCAUGUGAUUACGCUAAUACAUAAAUAGGCAUAAGGAGUACUAAGGUAAAGUAGCAUAACUAAUAAUAUUUCUUAGUAUUACCGAAAUUACUUUUUAUUAAUAGUCAUUGAAAUGUUCUGAAUGUGUUCGUGAAACCUUUAAUGAUUUUAGUGUUGGUGCACAGCAAAUCAGCAAACAUUAAAAGAAAAAACUAUACUUAGCUGAUGGCGCCGUUUUUUACCAUUAAAAAAAAUCCUUCUCCCUGUUCAAACUAUCGGUUGCGAAAAUUAAAAUAGGAACUAGAUAUUUUAGUAAGUUUUGGCUAUUUUUCAUUGUUUGAAUUUUUUUGUUUCUUUUUUAUGA